AUGGCUCUUCGUGCGAUCUUAAGCGUUCUACUGCUCGCUCAUCUCAGCGUAACCACACCAACUCCAAAACACAAAAAGGAGAAGCCGGCAGCAUUCUUUUUGGCGGGCGACUCCACCACCGCAGUACAAUCCGCCGGCGGCGGCGGCUGGGGAAAUGGUUUCCUAGCCACACUUCAGCCCCCAGCCUACGGCGUAAACAAAGGCCAUAACGGCGCCACAACCGUAUCGUUCGUCAAGGGCGGCGAUUGGGCGACUGUUCUCAACCUGGUCAAAAACGCUACAGAUGCCUACAACGUAUUCGUCACGAUCCAAUUCGGCCACAACGACCAGAAACCAGCAAACAACGUCUCCAUCGCGCAAUUCAAGACCAACCUCGCCUCCCUAGCGUCAGACGUCCAGGAACUCGGCGCAACGCCCCUCCUCUUCACCUCGCUCUCUCGCCGCAACUUCAACGGUGCUCAACUUAUUCAGGAUCUCGGCGAUGUAGUGAAUGCUACGCGCGAAGUCGCUGCCGCAUCUCACAUCAAACUCAUCGACCUCAACGCCGCGUCGCGCACGUACGUGCAAGCUAUCGGUUCUGCCGAGGCAGACAAAUACAAUCUCGUCGCGGGAGACAGGACGCAUCUCAAUGCGCACGGCAGCGACGUCUUCGGGCGGAUAGUAGCAGAUUUGAUCCUCAAGAGCGAUAAAAGUUUAAGUCGGUGGAUAGGCCGAAACGCCACGCUGAGCCACUUGAUUGCGGAAGGCGUGUACGCGUAGAAAUCAAUCUUCGUAGACGAAUGCAACAUGCUCGUUGGCUAGGUCGUGUAUUUCGAGGCUGUGCAGUUCGUGUACGGAGAUGAGUGAUGAGAUGGUACGCGGCAACGUCAGAGUUGUAAUCGGUUAGCGGCCGUUUCAGCCCCAUCCAACGCUGUGAGUACGCGGCGGAGCCAAUCAGCGGACUUUGCUAGGGCACAUUGCCAUAAUCGUCUGAGAAUAGUGUAGAGUUCCA
This is a messenger RNA of Paraphaeosphaeria sporulosa, 991 nucleotides long. Its product is annotated as SGNH hydrolase. The record is from RefSeq and is a predicted model, not a curated record. Gene Ontology annotation, molecular function: hydrolase activity. Lineage: Eukaryota; Fungi; Ascomycota; Dothideomycetes; Pleosporales; Didymosphaeriaceae. The coding region runs from base 1 to 759 and encodes 252 amino acids. The transcript has 2 exons.